Geodia barretti is the source of this 3323-nucleotide messenger RNA. Lineage: Eukaryota; Metazoa; Porifera; Demospongiae; Tetractinellida; Geodiidae. The record is from the annotation of a GenBank genome assembly.
UGUGAUGAGUGCCAAGCUAGAAGUGUUGGUCUAGUUCGCUAUCCUACUACACUAGCUCCAGCCAGUGGAUCAGUGACUGUCGCUACACAGUGUGCUGACAAUGCACACGUCAGAACUGGCUUUAGUCUGAAUGUCAGGUGUAGCUCUAGUGGUGGCUGGUCUGGUACAACUCCUCAGUGUGAAUGUGAUACUGGAUAUCGUGCAGUCACUCUUAGUGGGAGGCAGAUUUGUCAAAGUGUUAAUACAUGCCCAGCUAGAAGUUUUGGUCUAGUUGACUAUCCUACUACACUAGCUCCAGUCAGUGGAUCAGUGACUGUCGCUACACAGUGUGCUGACAAUGCUCACGUCAGAACUGGCUUUAGUCUGAAUGUCAGGUGUAGCUCUAGUGGUAGCUGGACUGGUACAACUCCUCAGUGUGAAUGUGAUACUGGAUAUCGUGCAGUCACUGUUAGUGGGAGGAAGAUUUGUCAAACCGAUGAAACCACGUGUCCCCCAACAACAGAUCCACCGUCAAUAGGAGCUGUGAAUGAGACUAAGGUGUUGGGUUGUGGGCUCAUAUCUUGGAAGCCUCCACCAGGCAAUGAGGGAGUAAAACUGAGUUACGUUGUCAGGUUCUUUGACGGAAGCACAUACGAUACUAGUAGUGGCUACAAAAGAAUACAGCGCAACAGUGAGAUAGGGAGACAGUGGACAAGAGUGAAUGAUAUUCCUGAUGGUAGAACUGUGUAUGCUGAUAUCCGUGCAAGAAACACAAGUGGCAAUGUUGGUGUUUUUUCUCAAAAAUUUGUUGUUGCCAAUUCAACUCUAUGUGCUGAUGACUGUCCUCCCCCUGUACUAUGUCCUGAUUGUGAUGAGUGCCAGGCAAGAAAUGCUGGUCUAGUUCAUUAUCCUACUACACUAGCUCCAGCCAGUGGAUCAUUGACUGUCACUACACAAUGUGCUGACAAUGCUCACGUCAGAACUGGCUUUAGUCUGAAUGUCAUGUGUAGCUCUAGUGGUAGCUGGACUGGUACAACUCCUCAGUGUGAAUGUGAUACUGGAUAUCGUGCAGUCACUGUUAGUGGGAGGCAGAUUUGUCAAACUGAAGAAACCACAUGUCCUCCAACAACAGGCGUUACAUGCGCUGUUAGAACUGUUGGUCUAGUUCGCUAUCCUACUACACUAGCUCCAGCCAGUGGAUCAGUGACUGUCUCUACACAGUGUGCUGACAAUGCACACGUCAGAACUGGCUUUAGUCUGAAUGUCAGGUGUAGCUCUAGUGGUGGCUGGACUGGUACAACUCCUCAGUGUGAAUGUGAUACUGGAUAUCGUGCAGUCACUGUUAGUGGGAGGCAGAUUUGUCAAACUGAAGAAACCACAUGUCCUCCAACUACAGGUGUUACAUGCGCUGUUAGAACUGUUGGUCUAGUCGCUAUCCUACUACACUAGCUCCAGCCAGUGGAUCAGUGACUGUCGCUACACAGUGUGCUGACAAUGCACACGUCAGAACUGGCUUUAGUCUGAAUGUCAGGUGUAGCUCUAGUGGUGGCUGGUCUGGUACAACUCCUCAGUGUGAAUGUGAUACUGGAUAUCGUGCAGUCACUCUUAGUGGGAGGCAGAUUUGUCAAAGUGUUAAUACAUGCCCAGCUAGAAGUGUUGGUCUAGUUGACUAUCCUACUACACUAGCUCCAGUCAGUGGAUCAGUGACUGUCGCUACACAGUGUGCUGACAAUGCUCACGUCAGAACUGGCUUUAGUCUGAAUGUCAGGUGUAGCUCUAGUGGUGGCUGGACUGGUACAACUCCUCAGUGUGAAUGUGAUACUGGAUAUCGUGCAGUCACUGUUAGUGGGAGGAAGAUUUGUCAAACCGAUGAAACCACGUGUCCCCCAACAACAGAUCCACCGUCAAUAGGAGCUGUGAAUGAGACUAAGGUGUUGGGUUGUGGGCUCAUAUCUUGGAAGCCUCCACCAGGCAAUGAGGGAGUAAAACUGAGUUACGUUGUCAGGUUCUUUGACGGAAGCACAUACGAAACUAGUACUAGUGGCUACAAAAGAAUACAGCGCAACAGUGAGAUAGGGAGACAGUGGACAAGAGUUAAUGAUAUUCCUGAUGGUAGAACUGUGUAUGCUGAUAUCCGUGCAAGAAACACAAGUGGCAAUGUUGGUCUUUUUCUCAAAAAUUUGUUGUUGCCAAUUCAACUCUAUGUGCUGAUGGUUGUCCUCCCCCUUGUCUUGAUUAUGAUGAGUGCCAAGCAAGAAGUGAUGGUCUAGUUCGCUAUCCUACUACACCAGCUCCAGCCAGUGGAUCAGUGACUGUCACUACACAGUGUGCUGACAAUGCUCACGUCAGAACUGGCUCUAGUCUGAGUGUCAGGUGUAGCUCUAGUGGUAGCUGGACUGGUACAACUCCUCAGUGUGAAUGUGAUACUGGAUAUGAGGAAGAUGACGACAAGUGCAAAGCCAAAGAAUGUCCUCCUGACAUUUACAACAUUACUGACAUACCAAGGCAAGGUCUGUUGCAUAUCAGUUCACUUAUGAAAAUGAGAUACUUUUCAGCAUUAUUACGAAGUGUGAAGUUUGUGGUUGGAAAAUCUUAUAUGAGUACAAUUACAUUGUUGUUGAUUAAGACCUUCCUAACUUGUUUAUCUUUAGAUUUAGAUCUGAAGAUAGUAUAUGGAUAUGUCCAUCUCUCGUGGGACACGGUAGCUCUUGAAACUACACUAGUUUUCUACGAGGAGAGCAAAAACAAGCCAGCAGUGCACACCUAUAAAACUACGGAUGACUACUACCAUCUUCAGAUCAAUACAGACAAGUGGUUGGUGGAUAUAAAUGACGAGACAAUGAUUAUCGUGCAGAUUAAUAAUCAGGCGAGAGAGCGAAGAGAAACAGAAAACGACACUUCCACCACAUUUGAAUUCACCAAGAAAGAAAUCAGAGAGAAGCUCGAUACAUUCUCAGAGUGCGUAACACAAAAAAGACAAUCAGAAAUUCCCGACACUGAAUCCGUCGUCGAUGGAACGUCCCUCGCCAUAGCUAUCUUGCUGACCUUUGCACUGACGGCAGCCGCAGUGGUUUUUCUCUCCAUCUCGCUCGGUCUCAUCCUUCGCAAACGAUCCGAGAUGAAGAGAGAAAAGUCGUCAAAAACUGCCGACGGAGACAUUUCCUUGAAUGAUUACGAUGAACAGAAGACUAGUAGCUAUUAAUUUGGUCCCUUUCAUCACAAACAACUUUUGCACAUACGUAGUUGUUCUUGCAUAACCUGGCUUAUGAAGCCAUUUAAUUUGUAACGCCUCCAUUAUUAUACUUUUCGUAAUCGAUUCAGGUGUGUUUUUCAGGUAUUGCCAU